Molecule: messenger RNA, 4560 nt
Organism: Anopheles nili
Lineage: Eukaryota; Metazoa; Arthropoda; Insecta; Diptera; Culicidae
Product: protein artichoke
Exons: 5
Coding region: 1-4560 (1519 amino acids)
Molecular function (GO): protein binding
Source: RefSeq, a predicted model, not a curated record
AUGCAACGUGGGACCAAUGGAGCUGGGGCCCGUGGGUGGCUGUUGGUGGUGUGCGUGCUGCUCGUACAGCUUGUCAGCCUCGGUCAGAUGGAGGAGUUGCAGUUGCGCAGCUCCGGUGGAGGCACAACUCGGUUCCGAGGUGGUGCUUCUGAUUCGUCGUCAAAAGGUCGGCAACAGAAUGGUCCUGCCUCGCUGUACGCUGUCAACGAUAUCGAGUGUCCUAGCUUUGCGGAAAAUUCCGCCUGCCCGUGCUACAAGUUCGAGGAUGGCAUUUUUCUGGAGUGCCCUGGAAUCACGUUCGCUGCCCUUCGUUCGACGCUGCAGGUUAUCUCGUCGCCUAUCCAGUCGCUGUCGGUGUAUGACUUCGAUCGGACGGUGAAGUCGCUCACUGUUGACCUGUUUCAGGGAGCCACGUUGUCGGGAAGCGUUCCAAGUGCAGAGUCCGUUGUUGGCGCCAAUGUUAGUAUUCGGCAUCUGCAAUUCUCCCACUCGAGUUUGCAGCAGCUCAAGCAGAACAGUCUGUUACCGCUACGUGCUCAUCUCGAGAGCUUGAGCAUCAUCAACGGGAAGCUCACACAGGUGCCUUCAAAGGCGCUCAUGGGAUUGAAGAAGCUGAUGGUGUUAGAUCUCGACUCGAACGAGAUCGGAGCGCUCGAGGAGUACGCGUUUCACGGCCUACACCUGGUGAAGCUGAAUCUGAAAAGUAACCAGAUCGAGCGGGUUCCAACGCAUGCUCUUGCUGGUCUGGAAGAGUCACUUGCUGAGCUAGACCUGUCCGAGAAUCGGUUGCGUCAGUUCCCGACACUGGCACUACGUCGACUCGAUAACCUACGGCUGGUGCGGUUGUCGAUGAAUGAAAUCGCCUCGCUCGAACCAGACGAUACCUACACUCGUUUUGGAUCACUGUCGUUCCUUGACUUGAGCCUCAAUAAUUUCGUCGAACUGUAUGCAGACAUCUUUGGGGCGUUUCCGCACCUAAAAACGCUCUCUCUGUACAACAACUUCCUCGAAACACUGCACCGAGACGCGUUUGUGUCCCUGCACGAGCUGCAGUCGUUGGAUCUGAGUCACAAUCGGAUUGUUUAUCUCGAUCCAGCGUUGUUUGCCGCAAAUCGACGUCUGCACACGGUAGACCUGAGUCGGAAUCAUGUACACUACGUGAGUGGGGUGUUUGCAAACCUUCCGGUAUUGCGUGAGGUGUUCUUGAGCGAGAACAACUUGCUGGAGUUGACGGACGACUGUUUCGCGAACUCCACCGGUGUUAAGGUGCUGUACCUAGAGCACAAUGCGCUCCAGAGGUUAGAUGGUGAUGCACUUGCUUCACUAAACGGGCUUGAGCAGCUGUACCUUAGCCAUAAUCUACUCGAGAAGAUACCGACGCGUUUCUUCGAAGCAACGCCUGAGUUGACUUCGCUCGCUCUGGACGCGAACGCACUGGUUGAGCUGGAUGAGCGACUAUUCGCACGACAGGCGAAGUUACAGGACUUACGUCUCAAUGGCAACCGUUUGCGGCAAAUUCAUGCAGCACUGUUCGCACCAGCCGCUGACCUGAUGGAGCUACACCUUCAAGACAACGAACUACGGGUGAUCGAACGAGGAGCACUUCGAGGUUGUUCACAAUUGCAGUACGUAAAUCUGCAGGAUAAUGAGCUGGAUGAGCUGGACGCGGUGUUUGCUGGUGGUCCUCAUUCACCAGCUCAUUCACCACUCAUGGCCGUCACUACACACGGGAAGGUGAUCAGUACGAAGGGUGAUGGACCUGACGAGCUGAGUUCAGGACCUAGUGAGUCAGCGUUACUCUCGAUUCAGCUGAGCGGGAACGCGCUUAAACACCUGCACCCGAACGCCUUCCGUGGUCAGACGAGUGUGCAGAUGGUGUGGCUUGAGCACAACCAACUACGUUCGCUGGAUCGAGCCCUCUUCUCUGAGACGGUGCACCUGGAGAAGCUACACCUGCGCAACAACUCGCUACUGGCCCUCGAACCUGGAACGUUCGACGCGCUUGGGCGCCUCGAGAUGCUGGAUCUCUCGCGGAAUCGGCUCAGCGAUCUUCAGCCGGACCUGUUCCGUGGACUUGCAGGACUGGAGGAGUUGUACCUUGCGUAUAACCUGCUUGGAGCUUUGAGAGCCAACGUGUUCGGUGCUCUGCGUGCUCUUCGCACGCUUGAUCUUAGCCACAAUAAUUUGCAGGUGCUUGGAGCUGAUGCACUACAGCCGGGACUGCCAGUCACGAACGUUAACUUGCGAGGUUGCAACCUCACUCGCAUCGAACCGGGUGCGUUCCGAGGACUUGCCAACUUGGCUGAGUUGACGUUGGAAGAGAACGAACUGCCAGCGAGUGAACUGCGUCAGCUCGAUGCCAGUCCUGUUCGGACACUGAGGCUAAGCGCCAACAACCUGUCAGCAGUACGAGAAGGUCUACUGGAGCGGCUUGCCUCACUGCAAGUACUUGAGCUAGCACGGUGCGCCAUCAGUGAUCUACCAGCUGGACUUUUGCAGCGAAAUGUCAAUCUCGCCCGACUCGAUCUUAGCGAUAACGAACUGCGAGCGCUGCGUCGUGGUGCAUUUGCUGGACUGCAUGUAUUCAAAGAACUUCGUCUUCAUGGUAACCGACUGGUGGAUUUUCCUCACCUAGCACUUCUAAACGUGUCCACACUGGAGGUGUUGGCUCUUUCGCGGAACCAACUCACGGUAAUCGACUUCUACAAGCUUUCGGGGCUUCCUAACCUGCGUACGUUAGAUCUGCACGCUAACAGCAUCACGACUGUGGGUGGAUUUACAGCUGGUACACUGCCACACCUGGAUACACUCGACCUGAGUGGCAACCUGCUACUGGCACUACCAGAGAAUUUCUUCAAGCACUCAGUUAGCUUGCAGCGAGUCGACCUUGCACUGAACCGAUUUGGACGCAUCCCGAACCUCGCAUUAUCAGAGGCGUCACUCGCUCGCUUAGCUUGGCUGAACCUCACUGGAAACCCACUACAACGCAUCUCAGCUGAUGCCGACCAGCAACGUUUUCCCCACCUGCGAGAGCUCGUCAUCUGCCGUACAAACCUGUCAAUCGUGACCAGCAAAGACUUUGAAUUGUACCCGGCCGUCCAACGGCUGCAUCUCUCGCACAACCGCAUCAACCGGAUCUCACCAGGCGCGUUUGUAGCACUUGCCAACUUGCAGCUACUCGACCUGAGCGUCAAUGAGCUGGAGUUGCUGCCGAAGGAGCGACUUCAGGGGCUGCGUUUGCUUGAGACGCUCAACCUGUCGACAAACAGCAUCCGUGAGCUAGAUGAGUUCGCACAAGACUUGCAGAAGCUACGCGUGCUGGACGCAUCCGCGAACCAGCUCGAACGAAUCCACAAGAAUGCGCUGCGGCACCUUGGCGCCUUGCAGGAGCUGUAUCUUAACGGAAACCGGCUGGUAGCAGUCGCAUCAGAUGCCUUCCGGACGUUGCGCGCACUUACAACGCUUGAUCUGCGCAAGAACUACUUUGAAUAUGCACCGCUGAGAGCGCUAAAGCCACUGGAGACGCAUCUUCAGCAGCUGAGACUCGAGGACAACCCGCUCGUCUGCUCGUGCGAUACGCAGGAGCUAUGGGAAUGGCUGAGCGACCACCGGAAGUGGGCCCGUGGCUACGACAACGUGCGGUGUGAGCAACCGGCUGAGGCGCAAGGCAAGCUGCUGCUGACGAUGGAACCGCAGGAGUUCUGUGACGUACCGCUCAUCCUCAAGAUCGCCAUCCAGGACAUCCAACCGUACUCGGUGCUGGUUUCGUGGCAGAGCCGGGAACACUCCGGCCUUCAUGGUUACCACAUCAUCUACCAUUCGCUGGACGCGGUGGAGGACAUUCGCGGCAAAACAAUGAACCGCUCGUCGAACUCAGCAAAGCUGAAUUGGUUGUCGUCGAAUACGCGCUACCUAAUCUGCGUGCUCGGACUCGGCAGUUGGCUGACCUACCAUAGCGACAUCAACAGCUUGCUGAACCAGUCUAAUCAGCUGCAGAACCAGAUCCUGAACAGCGGCUCGGCCGUACACAGUGGCUACGCGAAUGGUGACUUGGACGCAUCCCUUUCGAACACGCUGCUUUCCCUGAUGAUGGACACACCGACAUCUCGCUGUACUGAGGUGCGCACCCUCGACUCAAUCGGACCAAACCCACUAGCAGAAGCUGACGGAAUGUCCGGACGCAGCAUCAUCCAUUCGAUCCUAACGCGUCGGCUCGGGUUGAUCGUGGGUUGUUGCCUCGGGAUCGUUGUCUUCAUCGUGUUGAUCUCUGUGUUGGGCUGGCUCAAGAUCAAGAAGCAACGGCUCGAGGCGGCUAAACGUCAGCAGCAACCACACCAGCCCGAGUUCAUCUCGUACCGGCACUUCUCGAUCCCGAAUGACGAGCAUGGCCGGGAUGGGGUGGCCGGUGGUGGUGGCGGAGGGGCAGGAGGUGGGGUGGCCUUGUUGGAUGGACAUCCGUCGUUCAUUUCGGGAGCCAUCCUUGGUACGACGACAACGAUGAAUGGAGGCGGUGGUGGUGGCCCGGACGAGCAUAAGAAGCUUUUCCUCACCGACAGUUGA